Molecule: messenger RNA, 1251 nt
Organism: Cladophialophora immunda
Lineage: Eukaryota; Fungi; Ascomycota; Eurotiomycetes; Chaetothyriales; Herpotrichiellaceae
Exons: 5
Coding region: 1-1251 (416 amino acids)
Biological process (GO): 3-(3-hydroxy)phenylpropionate catabolic process
Molecular function (GO): FAD binding; 3-(3-hydroxyphenyl)propionate hydroxylase activity
Source: RefSeq, a predicted model, not a curated record
AUGAAGCUUCUCAUCGUCGGAUCAGGUCCCUCCGGACUCUUACUAGCUCUGAUGCUCGCCAAAAAGGGCGUUGAUGUGACCUUGGUCGAGAAAUCGACGGAGCUCGACAAGCAGCCUAGAGCGACUCACUAUGCUGCUCCUGCAAUUUAUGAGCUCGCCAGAGCCGGAGUGCUUGACGAAAUGUACGAAGGGGGUUUCGUCCCCAACGGUGUCAGCUGGCGGAAACUCGACGGGACGAGGUUGACAGGUCUCGUGGCCAAAGGAGUGAUUCCAGACGAUUACCCCUACAGGAUGGUUUGUUAUCCUUUGGACCGACUGGGACCAUUGCUGUUGAAGCACGUCCAGAAACUUCCCAACGUACAGAUCUUAUGGUCACACGAUGUCACGAGUAUAGGACAGGAUGCCGACUCCGCCUGGGUCGAGGCCGAGACUCCUGGUGGGACCAAGCAUAUCACCGCCGACUACCUCGUGGGCUGCGACGGAGCAAACAGCAUUGUUCGAAGGCGACUUUUCGAGGACUUUGAGUUUCCAGGAUUUACCUGGGACGAACAGAUCGUUGCUACAAACACAUACUACGACUUUGACCAGUUUGGCUGGACAGACGCGAAUUUUAUCGUCCAUCCCGAACAUUACUUUAUGGCAGCACGUAUAUCUCCUCACCAGGGCAAGGAGGCAAUGUGGCGCGUCACCUAUGGCGAGCUGCCAGGGUUGACGAGGGAGCAGAUGAUCGAACGACAGCCCGACAAGUUCAAAACCUUUCUCCCCGGCCACCCGGAGCCGGAUCAGUACAAGAUUGUCAACUUCAGCCCGUACAAGAUCCACCAAAGGUGUGCCAAAUCACUCCGUGUAGGACGAAUCCUUCUCGCCGCUGACGCCGCUCAUCUGUGUAAUCCAUUCGGCGGCCUCGGCCUGACAGGAGGUAUAGCAGACAUCGGCGGGCUCUACGACUGCUUGCUCGGCAUCCACCAGGGCCUCGCGGAUGACAGCAUUCUAGACCAAUACGACCGCGUCCGGCGAGAGAUCUAUGACAAGGUCAUCAACCCUAUGUCCUCGGAGAACUUUACCCGGUUGAACAGACAAGAUCCGGAGAAGGCGAUGGAGAACGAUCCUUUUUUCCAGCUCUGUCUGAAGGGCGAGAGCGAUAAGGAGUUUUCCAAGAACAUGCAACUGGCCGUCAAGGAUCUCUUACAGCAUGACUUUACACAAUAUUACAAGAAAGACGUGGCGGGUGCAACGGCCAUACCUUCAUAG